Molecule: messenger RNA, 1106 nt
Organism: Aspergillus japonicus CBS 114.51
Lineage: Eukaryota; Fungi; Ascomycota; Eurotiomycetes; Eurotiales; Aspergillaceae
Product: oxidoreductase, short-chain dehydrogenase/reductase family
Exons: 4
Coding region: 122-1048 (308 amino acids)
Molecular function (GO): oxidoreductase activity
Source: RefSeq, a predicted model, not a curated record
CUCAUUAAGUCCCAAACGGUCAUGGGUGGGAGACAAGACUCCAGAUUCCUUACAUUUGUGGUACUGCUGGUUUUAUAAUUGAAGUUUCCAGCGGCUGUCUAUCAAUUUAUGGUUCUUCGAUAUGCAAGAAAACACCGAGAAAUCAUCGCGGGGAAGCCAUUCCCAGUUCAAGCCCGGUCACGAGAUACCAAUUCAACACCAAAAGACGCCAGGCUUGCAGGCUGAUCUCGAAGAACCGAAGCCAGCGUCCAGCCAUAUACCCGCUGAGGAUGGGGGUUAUCAAAGCUACAAAGCAGCAGGGAAGUUGAUCGGUAAACGCGCUAUAAUCACUGGCGGCGACUCAGGAAUUGGACGUGCCAUAGCCAUAUUAUUUGCAAUGGAAGGAGCGACAAGUCUGAUAGUCCAUUUGCCAGAAGAGGAAAAAGACGCACAAGAAACAAAAACGAGGGUGCAAGAGGCUGGACAGGAAUGUCACAGCAUGGCCACCGACCUUCGCGAAAGAGAGAACUGCCGCAAGGUGAUUGAUACCGCACUAGAAAAACUAGGUGGCAUCGACAUCCUAGUGAACAAUGCCGGGACGCAGAAUAUGAUCGAGGACCUUAAGGAUUUAGAAGAGAGCCAGUGGGUAAAGACAUUUGAUACCAACAUCCAUCCCCUCUAUUACCUUUCCAAAUAUGCUCUCCCUCACUUGAAGCGCGGCUCAACCAUAAUCAAUUGUGCAUCUGUCAAUGCUUACGUCGGCCGGCCUGAUCUUCUCGACUAUACGUCGACAAAGGGAGCCAUUGUUGCGUUCACGCGAGGUCUAUCUAACCAGCAACUCAAGAAUGGCAUUCGUGUUAAUUGUGUUUGUCCAGGGCCAGUCUGGACCCCGCUUAUCCCUGCCACUAUGACAACCACUGCGAUGGAGCAAUUCAGCUCCGUACCAAUGGGCCGUCCAGGGCAGCCUAGUGAAAUAGCGACUUGUUUUGUUUUUCUUGCGAGUGCGGAUAGUAGCUAUAUCUCAGGACAGUGCUUACAUCCGAAUGGAGGCGUAGUUGUGAACGGGUGACUGAUGUAUCCAUGGGAGAGCAGAAACCUAGCAAAAUACACACAUGAAUCAUAUUUUA